AUGCGGUGUACUGGGAGAGGUGCAGAAACAUUCAACUAAGUCAAAAAGAAGUCACAUGAGCACGUGUGCAGUAGGCGUCACGUUGGACGUCGAGGGCAUUACAGCUUGUGACAGAUGGAGAAGAUGGAAUAGACAACAUUGAUAGCCUUGGGUGGAAAGUGACCGAUAUGGAGAAAGAACAGCAGCGUGAGAAUAGUUUACAAGCCAUAGCCAUCAUUUUGCUGUGCUGUGGGCUCGUCAAGAUGUUGCAUUUAUUAGGAGUCAUCUCCGUGGAAGACAAGGCUGAUGACGACCUGGAGAUGACCAUGGUGUGCCAUCGACCGGAAGGCCUCGAUCAGUUAGAGGCUCAGACAAACUUCAGUAAAAGAGAACUCCAAGUGUUGUACAGGGGGUUCAAGAAUGAGUGUCCAAGUGGAGUUGUCAAUGAGGAAACCUUCAAACAAAUCUACUCCCAAUUUUUCCCACAUGGAGACGCCAGCACCUACGCACACUACUUGUUCAACGCGUUUGACACGGCACAAUCAGGCAUCAUAAAGUUUGAGGACUUUGUCACAGCUCUGUCCAUCCUGCUGAGGGGCUCCAUCACAGAGAAGCUCCAGUGGACUUUUAACCUCUACGACAUCAACCGAGAUGGAUACAUCAACAAAGAGGAGAUGACAGACAUUGUCCGAGCCAUUUAUGACAUGAUGGGCAAGUACACGUACCCCGCCUUGAAAACAGACGCGCACAAGCAGCACGUGGAUGCCUUCUUUCAGAAAAUGGACAAAAACAGAGAUGGGGUAGUAACCAUUGAUGAAUUCAUCUAUUCUUGUCAAGAGGAUGAAAACAUCAUGAGGUCUCUUCAACUCUUUGAAAAUGUUAUCUAGAGAUCAAGUGGGAGAAGGUCGUGGCCUCAUCGGAGUGAAAUGAAGCAAAAAAAGAACAUCAUCAAAAAAAAUGACUUGCCACUGUCACUGAACUCUACGGAAGGUGUUUUACUGAAACAUGGUGAAAACGUCAGUGGAUCUGGAAAAAAGUCCUUCAGACUUUUAUCUGAUUUGUUUGUUUCUGUCACAUUGUUAAGUGUGCAUUUUGUGAAAAUACUCAAGUCUCUCACUUUUGGUUGAGCACACAAGUGUUUGAUAAUAACUGUCCUCUUUUUGAAUCUCUUUGUCAGUCCCCAUAAAAGGAGCAAUAUUGUAAUGCAUGCAGGUAGGAGGAUCUAUUUAAGUCGGUGUGCCAUACAAAGAGGGCAGCCAUAUCCUGUGGGGUCACGUUAGAGUUCACCCGAUUUUUGACCAAGUGUUUUCUGGAGUCCGAUGGAGUCUCAAUGUUGUAACAAUACUGAAUCAAAUGUUCUAUUUGUUGUUUCUGCUUCUUUAAGGGAUCAUUCCUCAUCUGUGUAUAUCUGUCUCAUUCAGCAUAGUUGGAAUUACCGUGGAGUACCUGCAUUUACGCUUUGACCUGUCAGCAAGAGGACAGUAAUUUUGGGGAUUUUACUGGCACACAGUUGGAGAAUGCCACUGGAGCGUGCAUGUGUGUCCUAAUGUGAACUCUUUCUUUGCCUGAAGAAUAAUAUGACAUUUGUCGGAGCAUGUAUUUUCAUAUUAUGUGCAGCUAAAUAGACAGUUUGACACAGAGGAACCUUUCAGAUUGAACUUUGCAAUGUCGUUGACCAAAACUUUCACUGUGAGGGUGCGACGACUGUAUGGCGGAAGGUUAAAAGUGUGACUUGAUGAAGAAAGCUGAGACUGAUUUGUUAUUUCAGAAGCCAUUUUGUUUAAGCGACAUUGUUUAAAAGAAUAGCGGGGACAUCAAUUUAACCGCUGCACUCUGUGCUACUACAGUGGGGACUGUAAUUCUCAGUAGAAUUUAAUAGGAAAUCAUACAAAAGUUUAGAACUGAACUUUUCCAAAAUGGAUUCUCCAGCAACAACACAACACCACAUUUCAGCACAAUGUUUAUGAUAAUGAAGAAGGGUUGGGGUAUCAUUUUUAUAUAAUUUUUUUCCAUAAUAAAAACUAUGCUUUAAGCACGCAUCCCACCACCCUCAAAAUGACUUCAUUUUCAACUUCACCGCACCACUCUUCAUAGAAAUCCUAUUAAAUUCUCAUGAGAACAGGCUCCAGUGCGACAGUUUGGCAGCUCAUCCAGAUAUGGGGACAGCAGUAAUGACCGAUGGACAACAUAAAAACUGUCCAGAUGAUUUUGCGUGCACCGAAUUGUUGUAAAAAAAAAAAGAAUAAGAAGAAAAAGAAAAAUUUAUCAAUAAACGUUUUUAAAAAAACAAUUGCAAAAUCAUUGGUUACCUUGUUGUGUCUUGAAACCUUUUGAUGAUAUGAUGAAACCUAAAAUUUGGUCACAAAACAUUUGUAUUUAUACCGUUCUCCACACAAUAAAAGUACAAAAAAGAA
Molecule: messenger RNA, 2393 nt
Organism: Hippocampus comes (tiger tail seahorse)
Lineage: Eukaryota; Metazoa; Chordata; Actinopteri; Syngnathiformes; Syngnathidae
Gene: kcnip1a
Product: Kv channel interacting protein 1 a
Exons: 8
Coding region: 168-866 (232 amino acids)
Biological process (GO): regulation of potassium ion transmembrane transport
Cellular component (GO): voltage-gated potassium channel complex
Molecular function (GO): calcium ion binding; transmembrane transporter binding; potassium channel regulator activity
Source: RefSeq, a predicted model, not a curated record